This is a messenger RNA of Colletotrichum godetiae, 719 nucleotides long. RefSeq lists its product as uncharacterized. The annotation marks the transcript as partial. The transcript has a single exon. NCBI's taxonomy places the organism in Eukaryota, Fungi, Ascomycota, Sordariomycetes, Glomerellales, Glomerellaceae. The record is from RefSeq and is a predicted model, not a curated record.
CAUCGUCACAAUCAUCAUCAGCACCAUAGAAAUUAUCAAAGAAACGCGGGAUUCCAUCAUCUAGGUCGACGAUCUGCUCGACGACAUUUUUGUUGAAUUUCUAUCAUUUCCCUGGGCCGAUUUGACUUACACCGAGUAUGUCGUUUCGUACCAUCGCGAUGGGGCCACGCGACCGGUGAAAUAGGAUGCAUCGCCUCAUCCGCUUGCCUAUGUCCGCCACGUUGUCUAAACUCAUCGGUCACGUCGUCUUUGGUAUCGCAGUGACUGACCUCGUUGAUCCAGAAGUUUUUGGGUCAUUUGAGGCUGGCACCGUGCCGCCAGCGCCAAUACUACAUACCGGUGCAAGAGACGCGAUGGAAGCUAUUCACAUUUCACCAGCGCUUCCAUCCAAAGGCGGAAUAUCAUCGCUGCACGCCCGUAAAUGAUGAUGAAAUUCCCGUUGUAAACUGCUGAGACCUCAACUCUCGCCCAUUGACCAAUUUUCUUUCCCAUUUGCAUCGAAGUUGUUCUUCUCCGGGCUGGCGCUUCCAGAUUGACGCAUGUCUGCCCAAGGUGGAGGAGCAGAACACGUGUGUCCGUCCGUCCGUCCGUCACCGCCUCACAAACUGGCACGACCAACACAUCGUCAACUUGUCUGAAACUGUUUGGAACUUGUGAACAGUUGUCAAGCCUGGUUUAUAGAAUGACUCAAAUAAGAUUCAGGCCAGGCAAGAGACCUG